UUUAAUUAAGCAAAAAAAAAAAAAAAAAGGAAUUUAUAGACUUGUAUAUCUUUAAAAAUUAUAUCUUUAAAAUCCAGGACUCAAACAAUGUCAUCAGGACCCAAUUUCUUUCUCUGCCUCUCCACUCCACUUCUUCUGUGGUUCCAUAUUCAGACAGUCCUUCCCCUCACAAUCCAGGCUGCAGUCUUCCAGAUUUCUGUCCUGCAGAAAGAGAGCACUUUCCUCCAUCCAACAAGAGAACAAGUCCUGGGCUUGGCUCCCAUUGGUCCAAAUUGGGUCACAUGGCUACCCCAAGCCAAUCACUAUGUCCAGAUGGAUGGCAGCGCUGAUUUGUUUAGGCCUAAAUCACGUGCACACCCGAAGGCUGGAACGGAGUCAACUCCCCCAGAACCUCUUAACUGACAGUAGAUAAAGUGAAGGAGGGAAGCAAAAACUGGGGGCUGUUAUUGGAGGCAGGGUAGUGAAUGCCAAGAAACUAUUGGUCUUUAUUUUUCUCAUUUUCCUGAAAACUUCCUCCCCAGACCAGUAGGGGUCCUCAGCAAGCAUGCAGGGACCAAAUGCCUGAAAGUGCAGGCUCUUCACUUUCCCAGGCUUUGACUUGAAUUUAGUCUUCACCUCUCCACCCAAGUGUGACCAGAUCCCUCUUGUGGAGGGGGAGUAAGUGGAGAAGCUGGUCAAUCCCAUGGAGCCCAACGUCAAGCUCCAGGCAGGGGUGAGGUCAAUCCAUAAGUAGCCUUCAGACACUCUUCAGGUGCUGGAAUUUUAGGGGAGGGGCAAGAUUAUAAAUAGGAGUGGGGAGGUGUAUUAGUUUCCUAUUGCCGCUGUUAACAAAUUACCACAAACUCAGUGGCUUAAAACAACACACAUUUAUUCUUUUACAGCUCUGGAGUCAAAAGCCCAGAAUGGGUCUCAUUGGCUAAAAUCAAGGUGUUGGUAGGGCUACAUCCCUUUCUGCAGGCUCUAGGGGAGCAUCCAUUUUCUUGAUUCUAGAGACUCUCCACAUCCUUUGCUCAUGGUGCCCUUCCAUCUUCAAAGACAGCAAUGGUCCGUCAAACCUUGACUCUUCUGCCUUCUCUUCCAAAUUUAAGUCCCUUGUGGUUAUACUGUCCCUGAUGGUGCAGUGGUUAAGAGCUACAGCUGCUAACCAGAAGUUCGGCAGUUCGAAUCCCCCAGCUGCUGUUAGAAACCCUAUGGGGCAGUUCUAUCCUGUCCUAUAGGGUUGCUGUCAGUUGGAAGCGACUUGAUGACAAUGGGAUUUGAGUUUUUGGUGGUUACACUGGACCCACACGAAUAAUCUCAUUUUAAAGUAAGCUAAUGAGCAACCCUAAUUCCAUGUGCACCCUUAGUUCCCCCUUGCCAUGUAAACAUAACAUAUUCACAGGUUCUGGGAAUAAGGACAUGGAUAUCUGGAGGGGGGUAGCGUUAUUCUACUUACCACAGGAAGCUUCUUCCAACAGCUAGGCCCAGCUCUUAUAGUGGGUGGAGGGAAAGCCUCCCUUCUGAGAGCUGUGAGAUAGGGAAUGUUUGGGAGAUUCCAACUCAAUCCCUGGCCAAGUCCAAAGCCCACCCCUAGUAGCAGCCCUCACUAGACCAUUGGUCCAAGAUUGACUUGGGAGAGUAGCUCAGUCAGAAACAAAGAAAUGCGAUAUCAGCAGGGUGAGUGUAGAAGGCCUUCCAAAGGGUAGCUGGGCUUUGAGGGAUGCUGAGAACCCAGAAGAGCCUGGGGGUGGGGGUGCUGGUAAUGCUGCUUGAAUCAGCAGGGGAAGGGGAGGAGGAGGGAAAGUGUGAAGGCCUCACAGCCCAGCAGCCAGGGGAGGGUAUCAGUUUUAGUCAUUCAGCAGCUACCACCCACUUCACUGGGGAAAAGUAAGAUGUGACCUGCAGCCAGAGGGGACUGGAGCUUGGGUGGGGGACACUUACCGAGACUUACCUGAUGUUGAUGGUGCAAUCUUUUUGGCUUCGCCAGAGUGGCUUCUAGACUUUGGCAUUAGUUGGACUGGCAUAAAAAUGGCAUGGGGGCAGUGUCUGACCAUCACCAACUUCACAAGGGGCAAGGAGAAUCAAGAUCCACAGCCCAAGGCAGAGGUCAAACACUCCUCCUCUCUCCGCCAUCUUUACCAAUUGUGACAGCAACAGUUCCUCCCAUGGCACUCCCUACUUCUCUGUUGGGUUUGAUAAUUCAUUGCAAUGGCCACAUAGAACUCACAGACAAUACUAACAAUGAUGGGGUUUAUUAGGGAAGUAAUAGGUUACAAUUCAGGUUCAGGAACACUCAGGAUACAGUUCUUCCAUCAGGACAGCAUCUUCUCAGCUGUGCUCACAGGCACGCCUCUCUUGCCCUUAGCCUCUGCCCUCCUCCAGCAAGUGUUAUAAAGCUCUUUUAGCUCUGCCGAUAAGUGCCCAGAGGCACCCCACUCCGCCAGCAAGCCUCUUGCCCAAAGACACUCAGCUUUCUCACUCCAUGGGCUGGGAAGCCCACCACACAAUCUCCUGCUGUUGCUUCUCUGCCACUGCUUCUCAAGAGAUCUCUCUGUCUCCUGGUUCCAGGAGCUUCUCAGCACAGGAAUCCCAAGUCCAAAGGCCACACUCUCGGCAGCUGGCUGUUCUUUGGUGGUAGUGGAAUCCUCUCUUUGGUCUGAAACUGGCUCUCUUUUAAGCUUAGCAGGAUGACAAAGCGGACCAAUCCCUUUGGUGGGCCACAAUUACCCUAUCUGCACAGUCCCGCCCAAUGAUUGUGUGUGAGUCACAAAGACCAUGGCUAGAAGGGUCACAUUAAGUAAUUCAUUGCACUGCAACUGGGUUCAAAUCCCACUGUGCCACUUACAGGCUGUGUGAUCCAAGGAAAGUGGCCUAACCUCUCUCAGCCUCUGGCCCUUAUCUAUUAAAUGAGAAUGAUAUCACCAUUUACUUUGCAUGGCUAUUAAGAAUCAGCAGACUUCAUGUAACAUUCUAGAGGGGGAAGACUGUGAAAAAGUCUGAAAGAAGCCUCAGCAUGGACUGGCAAUAAGUCUCAUAUUGUUGCACAAGUCUGAGACAGACAUAGGGUUGAAUUUUGCCCUUGCCAUAACUAGCUGUGUGAGUUUAGGCAAGUUACUUAACCUAUAUGAGCUCUAGUCAUUGAAUAUACCUAUUGUGUACCUAGGAGCCCUGGUGGUGCAAUGCUUAAGUAUUCAGCUGCUAACCGAAAGAUCAGCAGUUCAAACCCACUAGCUGCUCAUAGGAGAAAAGACCUACAGAAAAGAUUACAGCCUAGGAAACCCAAUGGGACAGUUAUACUCUGUCCUGUUGGGUCACUAUGAGUCAGAAUCGACUCAACCACACAAAACAACAUUGUGUAGCAACUCUGAGGCAAGCAGCUUCCUGCUAUGGAAACUGGGGAUAAUAUUAGUACUUUCUUCCUAGGGUUGAUGUGAAAUUGAAGUUAGAUGCUCAUAACCAACCUGAUUCGGUGCCUGGUGUGUAAGGGCUUCACUCAAAUGGUAGGGUAACCCAACCCAUCUGGAGGGGCUGGGAGGUUGGGGUGUGGAUUGGAAAGAGUUGGGAAGUGUAUGUUGUGGGGGGGAGGAGGGCACAGACCUCAGCCUUUAGGUUGGGGCUGGUGUGACGGUAGGUUCACCCAGGUGUAGACACAGGCUGGUUGGCCCCUGGCCAGCUCAAGGUGUUUGCCUUUGCCUGGUAACAGGGAGGUGUGGCUGAGGUAGGGCAUGGAGGGGGACAGCUCAACAAAAAAGUGGCAGAGAGGAGCCCCGCUCGGGACCCUUAUGGCUGGGGACCAGUUCCCCAGGCUGAAGGAGACAUGUAAGUGGGGAGCUACCUGGGAAGAACAUGUCAGGGGUGAGGGCUUGAAAAGGCCUUGAGACUUUAUUACCUGCUGGGAGCAUGCGGUUCAGGCCCAGCCUGGGACAAAAGGUGAGGCAGGGAACUUAGCACUGAUUUAGGAAGAGUUCCCAAAAGCCAUGUGGUCUUUAUGGGCCUCUGCCAUGAACCAGAGGCCUGAGUUACCAGGCUGCAGAGACGGGUACUGACGGUGGUGGUGGUGGUGGUAAGAACAAAGUCUGUGCCCGCUCUCACAGCUCUAGACCAGGACCAGACCAGACCCAGACCCAGUGCCGUCGAGUCGAUUCCGACUCAUAGGGACCAGGCUCCAGCAAAAGACGCCCUCCGCCUGAAGUUCAGACCAUGUACUCAUACAGCUGCCUGCUGCCCGGAGAGGGCCUCUGGCCUCCGCUGCAGCCCCUCAUCUACACCUGCCUGCCCGCCCCUCUGCUGCUGCCCCCCAUCCAGACCCACAACUUCUACAGCGGGACCCCGAGCCUGAGCGCGGUUGAGUGGGCGGCCCCAGGGGAGUACCACUUCUACUACGGCCCAAGCGAGCCCCUGCCGGCCGCCCCACCCCUGUGGGCCUUCCCGCAGGCCUACGCAGCGGCCCUGAGCCCGCCCUUCCCCUUGACCAGCUACGGGGGGCCGCUGCUGCAGCACCCCGCGGCGGCCGCGGCGGCGGUGGCUGCAAGCGACAGCUGGACGCCGUGGCCGGAGGACAGCAGCCUGCAGGCCGAGCUGCGCUGGGGCUGCGUCGAGCGCACUCAGGGCCCGCAGCGCCAGCUACCCGACUACUUGCUCCGGGAGCUGCGGCGCGUGUACGGCACGUACCCGCGCACAGACGUGCGCAUCACCUACCGCCGUGGCGAGUUCCUGCUGCAGGCCGCGCCGCGCGUCCGCGAGCCCGAGUACAGCGUCCAGAGGCGCGUGGUGUGUCGGCCCGCCAGCAGCGGCAGCGACUCGGCCACCGACCGCCGCUCGGGCGGCGGGGACAUCAGCCCAGCCCGGGAAGCUGCGGAACGCGGCCGCCGGAGGAAGAGGAAAGGCCUGAGCUGAGGGCGCUGGAGGGCCUGGCGGCCGGCGCGGCUCUCCCCUGCGCCGCCCGCCGCCAGCUGGAGAGGACAGCAGCCUCUCCACCUGUGUGGGGAGCUGAGUGCAACAGUUAUCCGUCUUUUUUGCAUUUUUACCAAGAUCCCGACACUGCCCGCCGCUCUGUCCUGCACUUCAUUGGUUUCUCUCACGUUAUUGCUGGACGAUGAGGGAAGGGCGAGAAGGGAUCAAGGCAUCUCUCCGUGUUCUGUUCCUUUCCUUCCAGACAGGCUUAGGAAGCCUGGGUGUGGGGUGGAGGAAGGGCCCCGAUCCUUUGUUUCCUCAGUCCCUCCUCCUCCCCACCUAGUUCUCCUCCUCCCCACCUAGUUCUCCUCCCCAGAAGCCUGUCCUGCAAUAAACUCCACCUUUCCCUUUCUUCAUCUCUUCCCCCUAGCAGAGCUCCCUGCACCACCCCCUCCACAAGCUCUGGGCCAGUGAUCCCCAACUUGUAAUGAAAAGUAAAUAAAUGAAGUCAAGUGUAUGCUGUGAGAUCAUCUUUAUGCUUGGGCGUUUCCCCAUCUAUGUAAUGGGAGCUUUACCUUCUUGCCUGGGGCUCAGAAGGGUGGCCAGGAAGACAGUUGAAGUUAGAGUGGGCCUCUGAAGACGUGCCCUUGGACCAGCCAGGCCUACCUCCCCUCUUCACCAGCCCUCCUCCAGUGCGAAGGCUGACACCCGUUCUAGCCCUCCUUGAUCCUUCAGCCCACCACUCACAGAGAGAUUCUGAGGGUACAAGCUCUAUUGUUAAGGUGCAGUGGGCUGGCUGGAGAAGGGGUACUUGAGACCUACAUUUAGUGCUGACUCUGACAUUUUCCAGUCAUGGAACUUUAGGUUCUCUGAGCCUCAGUUUCUUCAUCUGUAAAAGGGGCUAUUGCCCGAUUAGGGUUUGUGCCCUGGAGCAGUCAAGUCAAUGAAAUGUACUACAGAGAGUGAGAAAAGUUUAUUUAAGAGGUGUCCACCAACGGACACCUCUACAGCAACACAGACUGUCUCUAUGGAGUCCCAAAAAGCAAUUUUACAUUAGAGGUUAUAUAGGAUUUUUACGAGGGUUAGAAGUAUCUUUGUAGCCACAGAUGGCAUGGCCAGAGGAGUUACUCAUUACAAGAUAAUGACAAGAAACUCUUUAUCAGAGUAAAGAUAUACAUGUCAGACAUCUGGGCUCUAGGGGGAGGGGUUGUAAGUCACAGGAGGUCAGAUAGAACAAAACCAAGUUAUUAGCAUAAGACCAAAAAAAAGAACAAAGUUAUUUGCAUCAGAUCAAAACAAAGUCAUUAAUAAAGGCAUGGAGAAGGCAGCCAGAGGAAGGAGAAAAACUUACAGGUUCAUCUUGGCCUUAAGUUAUUGCAAGUUCUCAGUCACCCAUUUUGAAAAGGAGAAAGGGGAGUAUUAGGGUCACAAGGCAUAAAACCAACCCAGCCUACCUGGAAAAUUCAUGAAGAUUGAAAUUUAUGAGUGAAUGAAUGAAUAUGAAAAAACAGAAAGUCACUACUUGUUUUCUGAUUCUUUAACAGUCUUUAAUUCUUAAUAGGUUAAAGUUUGCAAAAUUCUAGGGGUAGGCCAUACAUCCAGUUUUAACUAUGGGCCAAGCCUAAUCACCAGGUCUGAUGCCUAAGCUACAGAAGCCUGGCCCUGGUGGAAUUGCUUUUACUGAACUUUCCUUUGUAGCUGGCCAACAGAUACCUGUACAGGUGUGUUAUUGAAGCUGUGGACCAUCUGAUUGCACACUGCCAUGUUUAUGAGCUUCGUGGAGAAGUUCUUUCAAACCCAGCAGUUGGGAAAGCUGUUUCUCCUAACAAGUGGUUUGCUUUUAUCUUUUAAGCACCAAGGAUCUCUUGUUUCCUCAUUCCAUGGAGCUUAGCCAAAUUUGCUUAGCACAUUUUAUGUAAAACCUGGAUCCUGAACUCUGCUACCCCUAGUUUCAUCUUAUUUUCCUGACUUUUUUUUUUCAUUAUAAAAAUACUGGAAUGUGGUGUGGUAUGGUAUGCUGUGAUGGGUCUGCUGUGAAUUAUUUAACAUUCCUCAGCUAAUUUCCUCAUCUGCAAAUGGGGAUGAUGAUAUUAGGACCUAUUUCACAAGGUUAUUGAGAAGAUGCCAUGAAGUCCUGCUCA
Molecule: messenger RNA, 7013 nt
Organism: Loxodonta africana (African savanna elephant)
Lineage: Eukaryota; Metazoa; Chordata; Mammalia; Proboscidea; Elephantidae
Gene: C16H10orf95
Product: chromosome 16 C10orf95 homolog
Exons: 1
Coding region: 4180-4875 (231 amino acids)
Source: RefSeq, a predicted model, not a curated record